Molecule: messenger RNA, 426 nt
Organism: Racocetra persica
Lineage: Eukaryota; Fungi; Glomeromycota; Glomeromycetes; Diversisporales; Gigasporaceae
Source: the annotation of a GenBank genome assembly
AUGGUUUAUAGCAGUAAGGGUAAAUUAGUCAAAGCCUUGUUGGAUAAGGCAAAAAAUUUAGUAAGGAAAUCAUAUUCAGAAAAUUGGAAUAAAAGGUUGGAUAAAGCAUGGAAAACUUAUUUAGAAUAUUGUGGAGUUACAGGUCAACGUGCUAUUCUGUCGUCGAAGGAUUUUCUCUUGUCAUGUUUGAUUUGGUUAGAUUUAACAGAUGCUGUAUUGGUUUGUUCAAAUAUACUUGCAGCUGUAUCAAGAGAACACCUAGAAAGAUCAUUACCCGACCCAUCAAAGUUAUAUAAUGUUAGGAGGCUCACAGACAUCAGUGACAGCUCUGUGACCAUUGUAGUAAUUGUGGCUCAUGGACUAAAAUAUAGCUCUGUGACUAUUGUAGUAAGCUGUGGCGCAUGGACUGUAGUAGCAGCUCUGUAG